Molecule: messenger RNA, 1362 nt
Organism: Pteropus alecto (black flying fox)
Lineage: Eukaryota; Metazoa; Chordata; Mammalia; Chiroptera; Pteropodidae
Product: keratin, type I cytoskeletal 42
Exons: 8
Coding region: 1-1362 (453 amino acids)
Cellular component (GO): keratin filament
Molecular function (GO): structural molecule activity
Source: RefSeq, a predicted model, not a curated record
AUGGCUGCCACCACCACCAGCAUCCGCCAGUUCUCAACCUCUGGCUCUGUCAAGGGCCCGUGCAUGCCCAGCGGGGGUUUCUCUCGGAUGUCCACAGUCCGUGUCGGGAGCUCCUGUAGAGCCCCCAGCCUCCUGGGAUCUGGCAGCUGUGGCAACAUGUCGGUCACCUCGUCCCGCUUCUCGGCGGGCUUGGGGGGCGGCUAUAGUGGGGGCUACACUUGCAACCUGGGUGGGGGCUUUGGCGCCAGCUUCGGUGUAUCGGAUGCUCUGCUGGGUGGUGGUGAGAAGGAGACCAUGCAGAACCUCAACGACCGCCUGGCCUCCUACCUGGAGAAGGUGCGCGCCCUGGAGGAGGCCAACACCGACCUGGAGGUGAAGAUCCGUGACUGGUAUAAGAAGCAGGGCCCUGAGCCCACCCGUGACUACAGCCACUAUUUCAAGACCAUCGAGGAGCUGAGGAACAAGAUCCUGGCGGCCACCGUGGACAAUGCUCGCUUGGUGCUGCAGGUAGACAAUGCCCGCCUGGCAGCCGACGACUUCCGCACCAAGUAUGAGACGGAGCUGAACCUGCGCAUGAGCGUGGAGGCCGACAUCAAUGGCCUGCGCAGGGUGCUGGAUGAGCUGACCCUGGCCAGAGCUGACCUGGAGAUGCAGAUCGAGAACCUGAAGGAGGAGCUGGCCUACCUGAGGAAGAACCACGAGGAGGAAAUGAACGCCCUGCGAGGCCAGGUGGGUGGAGACGUCAGCGUGGAGAUGGACGCCGCCCCUGGCGUGGACCUGAGCCGCAUCCUGAACGAGAUGCGUGACCAGUACGAGAAGAUAGCCGAGAAGAACCGCAAGGACGCGGAGGACUGGUUCUUCAGCAAGACGGAGGAGCUGAACCGUGAGGUGGCCACCAACACCGAGGCCCUGCAGAGCAGCAGGACGGAGAUCACCGAGCUUCGUCGCUCUGUGCAGAACCUGGAGAUUGAGCUGCAGUCCCAGCUCAGCAUGAAAGCAUCCCUGGAGGGCAGCCUGGCGGAGACCGAGGCCCGCUACGGGGUUCAGCUGGCUCAGCUGCAGGGGCUCAUCAGCAGCAUCGAGCAGCAGCUGGGUGAGCUCCGCUGUGACAUGGAGCGUCAGAAUCAUGAGUAUCAGGUGCUACUGGAUGUGAAGACGAGGCUGGAGCAGGAGAUCGCUACCUACCGCCGCCUGCUGGAGGGCGAGGAUGCCCACCUGGCCACCCAGUACUCCUUGUCCCUGGCCUUGCAGCCCACCAGGGAAGGUAAGAUGACCAGCCGCCAGGUGCGCACCAUCGUGGAGGAGGUCCAAGAUGGCAAGGUGGUCUCUUCUCGAGAGCAAGUCCAUCGCUCCACCCACUGA